UUUUUUUUAAAAAAAAAAAUUUACUAGUCACGGCUUAAUUUGCUUUGGGUUUGAUUGGCUCGCACAGUGGAGUUUCUCUUGGCCUCACUACUGGCUGACUCUUGUACUUCACGGCUCCAUUCCCUCGCCUCUCCCGCAUUUCAUUUCGCCCAUCUCUCUCUCUCUUUCCUUUUUUAAUCCUCUGCGUACCCUUCCACCCACCAACAGCGCAUCAUGAAUAAUAACUCUAGAUAUACCAUCAGCAGAGACCGCAUGUCCGAGCUCAGAGAUAACGGUAGCCGCACUCCCCGCGAUAACGCCUAUGAGUAAUGAAGACGAAUUCGGUCCUCCCAGAGUGCCUUCUGGUUACCGCUCUCAAAGCCCACGAGGCUACCAAGACAGCUAUGAUGAUGACAGUUACAAUUCGCCUGCUGAUAACCGUUAUGCCCCGUCGCGCACUCCUCAGAAUCAGCAACGUGGUCGUUACAACGAUGAAUAUGAGCUCAGCCAAACCAAUGGCGGUGCUUCUAACACUGCUUCAGGUGACAUCUACACUAUGCCUGGAUACCUUGCUGAGGUCGACGACAUCCAGAGCCUUAUUCAAACAUUGAACCAAAACAUCUCCACCAUCAAUGACCUCCAUGGAAGAUCUCUCAUGAACGAAACUCAAACUGGCAAAUCUUCCGCCGAGCUAGAUUCCUUGAUCAACCAGACUAACAAGCUGAACAUGAGCAUUAAGAAUAGAAUAAAGGCUCUCGAAUCCUCCAAUGCUAGCUUGCCCAACAACUCUGAUGCCAACAUUCGCAGAUCCCAGCUGGCAAAGCUGAAGAAGAACUUUAUGGACGCCAUCGUUCGUUACCAGGAUGUCGAGCGUACAUAUCAACAAAAGUACCGUCAAAGAAUGGAGCGACAGAUUAAGAUUGUCAAGCCAAAUGCUACCCAGGAUGAGAUCGACGACAUCAUUGACGCUGACGAUCAAUCGCCUAUCUUUGCACAAUCGCUCAUGCAACAACAACGCUCUGGUCAAGCCCGAGCUGUUUUGGCUGAAGUUCAGAACCGUCACGAUGACAUGAAGAAGAUUGAAAAGACUAUUAUUGAACUCCAACAAUUGUUUAUGGAUAUGCAAAUGCUCGUUGAACAACAAGGAGAGCAUCUUAACACCAUCGUCGAGAACGCAGAUACCACUGUCAAUGAACUUGAACGAGGUAACAAGCAUGUCGACAGCGCUAUCAAGAAGGCAAGAGCCACUCGUGCCAAGAAAUGGUGCUGCUUCGUCCUCACCAUCAUUCUGGCUGUCGUCAUUGCUAUCCUUGUUUGGUGGUUUGCCUUCAACCACAAGGGAUGUUGCGGAAACUAAAGAAAUGUAUCGAGGAAAUCAAAGAGAUCUUUCCUUUUUAUUUUGGACCGCCCCGAUUUUACCUUUCUCUCUCCUACUACCCCAUCCAGACCCUAAACCCCCCGACACCCUCCUACUACGUCUUAAUCUCUUAUUGCUUUUUUCUUAAAA
Umbelopsis ramanniana AG is the source of this 1486-nucleotide messenger RNA. RefSeq lists its product as uncharacterized. Gene Ontology annotation, biological process: exocytosis; vesicle fusion; intracellular protein transport. The transcript is spliced from 9 exons. The record is from RefSeq and is a predicted model, not a curated record. The coding region runs from base 302 to 1336 and encodes 344 amino acids. Gene Ontology annotation, cellular component: SNARE complex; plasma membrane; endomembrane system. NCBI's taxonomy places the organism in Eukaryota, Fungi, Mucoromycota, Umbelopsidomycetes, Umbelopsidales, Umbelopsidaceae. Gene Ontology annotation, molecular function: SNARE binding; SNAP receptor activity.